Messenger RNA from Brassicogethes aeneus, 745 nucleotides. NCBI's taxonomy places the organism in Eukaryota, Metazoa, Arthropoda, Insecta, Coleoptera, Nitidulidae. The record is from the annotation of a GenBank genome assembly.
CUCGAACCGUACGCAUCGUAGUAGCCUGUUUAUCUACGCAACAGCAAAAAUGAGUUACGCAGUGAAUAAUCAACAAGUGAUGUCCAGAACCGACCAAUACCGCAAAGUAAUGAAGCCUUUGCUUGAAAGAAAAAGGCGUGCAAGGAUCAACCGUUGUCUCGACGAACUUAAGGAUUUAAUGGUGUCAGCAUUGGAAACCGAAGGAGAAAAUGCACAAAAACUGGAAAAAGCCGACAUCCUAGAGCUGACAGUCCGCCAUCUCCACAAAUUGCGCCGCGAACAACAACAACCAACGCAAAAUUUAAUGGAAAGUGACCAAUUCAAAGCCGGAUAUACACAGUGCGCCAAAGAAGUAUCCCGGUGCCUCUCCUCUAUCCCCAACGUAGAUAUUCACUUGGGCACUCAACUGAUGACCCAUUUAGGACACAAUUUGAAGAAAAUGGAAGCAGUAUCACCCCUGACAGUCUGUGUACCAACUCCGCCAUCAUCUCCCAUGCAAAUUCAACACUAUUCCAUGCCGUUGACACCUACUUCUUCACGAGGUUCAUCCCCAGCUCCCAUUGAUGUUGUCGGUACCGACACUGAGAUUUGGAGGCCUUGGUAGAUUUUUUUAAUAAUGGGAAUUACUUGCUUUAAAUAUGGCUUUAAAUUCGUCAGGGAUGUGAUACUGUGUGAUUUAAGAUUUAGGAUAUCUGUGAUAAUAAUUUUAAUAAUUAUUAAUUAAUAAAAAAUAUUUUUGAAUUUA